Galdieria sulphuraria is the source of this 2311-nucleotide messenger RNA. RefSeq lists its product as uncharacterized. NCBI's taxonomy places the organism in Eukaryota, Rhodophyta, Bangiophyceae, Galdieriales, Galdieriaceae. The record is from RefSeq and is a predicted model, not a curated record. The transcript has 7 exons. The coding region runs from base 141 to 2276 and encodes 711 amino acids. Gene Ontology annotation, biological process: regulation of DNA-templated transcription.
AACAGAGAGUUCGAAACAUCAAACACUGGUUGAAUUAAAAGCAGCUGAUUGUCUUAAGGAAAUUGUUGCGCGCUCUUCGUUGAUCGUUUUAUGUUCUUCCAAGCUUGUUAUUUAUAGCACGUACGAAGAAAAACGUUUUCAUGGAUUCCUAUGAACAAAAUAAGAGGCGAAAGAUCAAAUACUCUUCUUUGAGUGUACAGACGGGACCCGUUGGUGCACAUUCCAACGAAACUUUUGAACAAGUCGUUCAGACGCAGUAUGGUGCUUUCGAGAUGCCAGAUAAAGAAUCCCUGUCAAACUCAAUCUUAUCUACACAAGCAGCGAAAGCCUCUAGUUCGGAUGUUUCCUCGGUUCCUUUUAACCCAAAGGUUCUUGCUAUUAAGAUUUUCUUUGGAAACGAGUAUUGUAUUUUUCGAGCAAAUUCUGAAACUUUGUUAAAACAAGUUUUAUCAGAAGCUUCAGAAUUCUGGAACAUUCCUGUUUCACAAUAUGUACUUGUAGAUGAAAAUGACUGGGUUGUUUCGUUGUUGGAAAAAGCAGAGACACUGAUGCUCAAUGCUGUCAAAGAUACAAGAACUGGGAUCAAUGAAGAUAACAGAAUCAGUCCCGACAACAGCUCAACAGAAUGCAUUCAGCUGUGGCUGGUUGAAAAAAAGAAAAAGAAAAGAUUCAAUUAUCAGAAUGACAAAAAUAGUGUGGAUUUCAGUCUUCCACGGGUAAAAACUUCGUUUUUCACAGGAAAUCUUGGACCCUCGCAGGAGGUGCCAAAAAUCUCUCCUAUAUUUCGCUUUCCAAUGAAGGGAGAAUUCCAUUUUACUAAAGAAGCCAAGAACCAGGAAGAGCUUGCAACUGGCCACAAUGAAAUGAAUGAAAGUCAAAAUUCACUAGAAGCAGAUAAUAUCCAACCGAAUCAAACUGGAGAAGUGGCAAAGCUUUUGGUUUCAUUGUAUCCUCAAAGUAAGAAUGCUGAAUUAUCAGAAAGAAAUGUUGCGAGAACAGACGCUACCUUUAGCCGAAACUCUCUCCCAAGGGCAGCUGUAGAUCAUCCCAUGCAGAAAUAUAAUAUGUCGCCUUCACUCAAAGCUCAAAUAGACUCGUUGUUUAUUAUGGAAGAUGAGAGAACAUUUUGCCACAUUUGUGGUCAACGUGAUGUGAAAAGUCCAUGGCUCAUUCGAUGCAGGUUAGCAGACUGUGCCAUGUUAUACCAUCCCGACUGUGUUAGAUGGAUACCUUCAGAUGCAACAUAUUCUAGCAUGUGCGGAGAAGAACAGUUGUUAAGACAUAUCUUGACCGACCUUUCUGUUUGGAAAUGUCCAAAACAUCGAUGCUCAGAAUGCGGUGACGACUCUAAUCCUCUUGCUUCUUGUACUUUAUGUACUAUGAGUUACUGCUCCAAGCAUGUGCCUCCAACUGUUCGACCUCAACAAUUAAGUCCAUAUGAUUGGCAAGAGAGUAUGGACAGAAAGUCUAGAAAGAUUAUUUGCGAUGUCUGUCUUGUCAAGGAAGAAACGAAGAAAGACCCAUCCUGUUCUUCUAUCAUGAAGAUGGAUGUGGAACAACGUUCUCCUUUUGCACUAUGUGUUAUGAACUUGGAAACUACCUUGUUACCACGAGUAGAACCACAAAAGAUAGAAUUUCCCUGGUUUGCUACACACUUUAUUCAGAAAAGACGUCGAGAUACCGAAAGUAUUACAGAAACAGACAAAGCACGUACGCGGGCAAUUCAAGAGUUAGAAGCUUCAUCGGAUUCUACUAUUGGUUAUUCUGAAAGAACACCAAAGAAUACUGAAAUCUCCGGUGCACCAUCUCAGAAACGACCUUACAUAAGGAGGAUUUCUCCAGAGUCUUUGAAACGAAAUGAUUUUGACUUUCGCCUAAAUGAUGGCUCUAUUGUAAAAUUAGGUCCUUUGCUCAAUAUGAAGCUCACUGAUGAUGAUGUUGCUGCAGGUCUCACGAAUAACCGAGUAUUGCAGGCAGCCUUUAUCAUCUUAAAAGAUGAGAAGAAGCCAUUGGAUGCGAGAGCACUUGCUGAACGUGCUUCAGAACGUGGAUUCCAUUGUUUGUCAUUGAUGCCGAACAACACUUUCUCCAGUCAAAUAUAUCGCAAUAUGAAAAGAAAGAAAGAACAUUCUGCCUUUUACAAAGUCAACAAUGGAGAAUUCGGUCUUAAGAUUUGGUUACUGACAGGAAAUAGUCCAACUGGGGAAGAUGGCGAGGAAAACAAGGAUACCCAGAUAUCCUUACCGGAUGGAAUAGAAAACUCAGAUACUUUAUAGACACGUAUACUAUAAAUAAAAAGUAUAGUUCAUCU